Geodia barretti is the source of this 1458-nucleotide messenger RNA. The record is from the annotation of a GenBank genome assembly. NCBI's taxonomy places the organism in Eukaryota, Metazoa, Porifera, Demospongiae, Tetractinellida, Geodiidae.
GACGUCACUUGCACCAGCUGACCUCUCGCCCCGUUGCGCGUGGCUUGGUUUUCAGCAGCGUUGUUCGUCGUAUAUACACUUCGUGUCGUCCUCUGCAUUGCUAGAGUUCGCGAAUUUUUCGUGGUUUAUCUCCAAAUAAUGCCCCCCAAGAUGCCGUCCAAGAAGAAGAGUGGUACUCGCGAGAACUCACCCACCCCGACCUCUACGACCCCUCCAGGGAUCGGUGGUGUGGGUUGGGACUUGGCAGACCCAGUGGCGACAGCCAAUGGCAUCGUUGACAAGAAGGCCCGUAACCUGGAAAAAAGAAAGAACAAGCUUAUAACGCUGAAGCAGAGCAUAGAGACGGGAGCCAAACUGACCCCGGACCAAGAAGAUGCCGUCAGUAAACUCGGAGAGGUCAACAUUCAACUGGAGAUGGUGAAAGACCUUCAGAAACAGUUUGCUGCUGUCACCACCGAGUACCAAAAACUUCGAAAAAGGCAGCAAAAAUUGGAGAAACAGCAGCAAAAAGACGCGGAGAAGGACAACAUGAGAAAAGUUCUGGGAUACUCUUUUGGAGUGUAUCACCUGUUGGAUUCCAUUGAUGAGGUGGCGAAGGAGCACUUUGCGGCCGGUAGCAACGGAGCAGUGCAACUGACUGACUCCGAGCUGGGAAAUCUAGACUCCCUCUACCGACUCCUGGCGCCCAGCCGGGCGGGAAACCCCUCAUACCGGUCUGACCUGCUGCUGGCCAGCGACCACUUUCUCCUCCUCUUUGAGCAGUCUGCCAAGGCAGUCAUUGGCACCAACUGUAUCCACUUCUUAACAUUCCCUUUUCUACCACUUACUCUUGAUAUUUCGUUAACUUUAACCCCUUACCCACCAGACAAGGAACUGUACGAACUCCUACAGAAGGUCGAAGCGUGUGAAUAUUUCGACAAACCUCACGACGAUGAAGAAGAAGAUGAAGAAGAUGAUGAAGAGGAGGAGGAGGAGGAGGAGGAGGAGGAGGUGGUGGAAAGAGAACCUGAGGUGUCACGUGAUGAUCAUGUGACGGCUCAGCCAGUUGCCGAGGUAACGCCGGUGGAUCAUGUGACCUACGACGGUGGUUACCAAGGGAACCAGCCCAGAGGGGGAGAGAGAGACUUAGCCAGUGGAGGGAGUGGCUAUAUUGCGCAGCCGUACAUGCCAGCCUCGGUCCCGUCUCCCACAUUCCCCGGACUGGAGGGAGGUGGACAGCAGGCGACUGGUACCGAUGAUGGGUUCUCGUUCAUGCACGAUUCUGAGGUCACCAGACCAGUGCCCACGGCAACCGUCCAGCCAACACACGUUUCGUCUCUCCCUCCCUCCCUCCCUCCGUCUCAGAGUAUUAAUUCUGCACAUCUUCACCAGCCACAGCCACAGUACAGUUACAACCGUCCUCCCCAAUCAAACACAAGUCCCGACAUCAAGGGGGUUAAAGUUAUUGACGGUGAGUAA